This is a messenger RNA of Esox lucius (northern pike), 2435 nucleotides long. Its product is annotated as tripartite motif-containing protein 16-like. Lineage: Eukaryota; Metazoa; Chordata; Actinopteri; Esociformes; Esocidae. The coding region runs from base 88 to 1779 and encodes 563 amino acids. The transcript is spliced from 6 exons. The record is from RefSeq and is a predicted model, not a curated record. Gene Ontology annotation, molecular function: zinc ion binding; protein binding.
CCUCACACAAACACACUUCUGAGGAAACGAAACUGAUCUAAAUCUCUGGAUUCUCCGUCUGUGUAAGAGUGAACAACGACCGUCUAAAUGGAUCAGCAGGAAGUUCUGCUGGACCAAGACCAGUUGUGUUGUUCUGUCUGUCUGGAUCUACUGAAGGAACCAGUCACCAUCCCCUGUGGACACAGUUACUGUCUGAGCUGUAUUGAGGGCUACUGGGAUCAGGAUGAUCUGAAAGGGGUCUAUAGCUGUCCCCAGUGCAGACAGACCUUCACUCCAAGGCCAAUUCUGAGGAAAAAUAACAUGUUGGCUGAAGUGGUGGAGAAACUGAAGACAGGACUCCAGACUGCUUCUCCUGUUCUGUGCUGUGCUGGACCUGGAGACGUGGUGUGUGAUUUCUGUACUGGGACCAGAAAACAGAAAGCCCUCAUGUCCUGUCUGGUGUGUCUGGCUUCUUAUUGUGAGAGUCACCUCCAACCUCACUACGAAUCUUCUGCCUUUAAGAAACACAAGCUGAUCAAAGCCACCACACAACUACAGGAGAAGAUCUGCUCUCAUCAUGACAAACUGCUGGAGGUUUUCUGUCGUACUGAUCAGCAGUGUAUCUGUCUGCUGUGUUCGUUGGGGGAACAUAAAGGACAUGAUACAGUGUCAGCUACAGCAGAGAGGACUGAGAAACAGAUAAAUCUUGACAACUCAUUGAAGAGUGAUUCUGUACAGAGGCAGCUGGGGAUCAGUCAGCAGAAGGUCCAUCAGAGAGUCCAGGAGAGAGAGAAGGAGGUGAAGGAGGUCCAACAAGCUAUGGAGUCUCUCAAGCUCUCUGCAAAGACAGCAGUGGAGGACAGUGAGAAGAUCUUUACUGAGCUGAUCCGCUCCAUAGAGAGAAGACGCUCUGAGGUGAAGGAGCUGAUCAGAGCCCAAGAGAAGACUCAAAUGUGUCAAGCUGAAGGACUCCUGGAGAAACUGAAGCAGGAUAUAGCUGACCUGAGGAAGAGAAGCACUGAGCUGGAGCAGCUGAAACACACAGAAGAUCCCAUCCAUUUCCUCCAGAGUUAUCAGUCUCUCUCCAGUACCAGUGUAUCUUCAGAUUUACCCAGCAUCACUGUCCGUCCUCUUCAGCACUUUGGAGAUGUGAGUAGGACUGUCUCUGAUCUGAGAGAGAAACUAGAAGACCUCCUUAAAGGAGAAUGUACCAAGAUCUCCACUACAGUGAAUAGAGUGGAUGUUUUACUGCCUCCAGAGCCCAAGACCAGAGAACAGUUCAUACAAUAUUCCUGUCAGCUCACACUGGUCCUGAACACAGUACAUAGAAAACUCUCUCUGUCUAAAAGGAACAGAAAGGUUACUGUUACAAACAAAGUCCAACCAUAUUUUGACCAUCCAGACAGAUUUACUAACAGCAGGAUGGUUCUAUGUAGAGAGGGUCUGACUGGACGCUGUUACUGGGAGAUGGAGUACAGUGGGUACCAGGUUUAUAUAUCAGUCUCAUAUAAAGACAUCAGCAGGACAGAUGAUACAUUUGGAUCCAAUGACAACUCCUGGAAUUUAACGUGUUAUAAUGGUGGUUACUCUUUCAUACACAAUAAUGUUAAGACUAAAGUAUCAGGUCCUCAGUCCUCCAGAAUAGGAGUCUACCUGGAUUACAAGGCAGGUACUCUGUCCUUCUACAGCGUCUCUGACACAAUGACCCUCCUCCACAGAGUCCAGACCACAUUCACUCAGCCCCUCUAUCCUGGGAUUGGUUUAUUUUGGUUUGGCACUGCUGAACUGUGUGACCUAUAGUUGGUGUUCGAUAGUUACAGAUGUAACACACUCUUUGGUCUGUGCUGCUGAGCUGUAAACUGUAGUAGGGGUCUCAUAGAUAAAGGACAUGUUGAUAGUCAUUGUAUCUGACGCUUUAUUCUGCUCUGUUUUUCUUUACAGUAUGAUUUCUCUGACUGAUUUGAUCUUUAGAGAUCGUUAUUCAAUUAAUUCUUUUCAUCACUUCACCUUUUGAAAUAAUUGUUUGCUGAAUCUAGUCGCUCACCCUUAAUGCUGCAAAUGUUGACUUAACUGAAAAAUACUUUAACAUGACAAAUGUGAUGUAAUAUUGAUCUGCUGCAGUCAGGUUCGAAUUUAAGCCCUAAUGUAUUAAAAUUCCAUGUAUGGAUAUGCUUCAUCUAUACUUCACAUAAUGUAUGUUGGACAUUCAGAAUCAUUUAUAUAUUUUUGCUCAUUAGGCUCUGUGUUUCUAUGUAUUUUUCUCAGUGGCUUGUAAGAUUACAAGCAUCAGUCAACCUGUCCACCAGGUGGUGUAUUUGUCCAAACUGAAAACAAAUAGGUUUGACAACACAUAUUGACUGGGUUUCAGGAUUUUACUAUUGUAUAAUACUGUCAUUAGAGGAUUUAUAGUCUGAAACAGAUCGCUGUUAUGAAAAAUAAAAACAUGUUUCACACCA